UAGCACACAAACCCUAACCCUAGGCCCCCACCGCCAUGGCCAGCGGCAACAUUUACAUCUCCAUCAUCGGAGAUGUCGUGGCCAAGGUUACCAAGUGCUUCAUCGCCGACGGCGCUGGCGAUGCCGUCCUCAACGAGCUGCAGUCUCUCUGGGAGACGAAGUUGCUGCACUGUGGCGCAAUCUCAGGGAACACCGACCGCAACAGGGCUCCCCCAGCGUCCGCUUCACCCGUGCGCGACCUCAACGUGCCCUACGAGGCCACGUCCGAGGAGUACGCCACCCCAACCGCCGACAUGCUCUUCCCACCGACGCCGAUCCAGACACCACUUCCAGCUGGGAUUGAUACGGGGCCGUGGGACUAUGCCCCAUCGCCGAUCGGUGACAUGAGAAACGGGAUGGGGAUGAUGAACGGGGCUGAUCCAGAAACUGGCCGCCCAAGCCCUUUCAUGCAACCUCCAUCGCCCUGGAUGAAUCAGAGACCACUGGGGGCUAAUGUGAACCUUGCUUUUGCUUAUGAUGAGGAGAUCCGGACGAUGGUGCAACCCCAGCCACUGACGACUAAGGAUUUUCUCGUGAUGUCUUGUGGAAAACGGACGAGGGAUGAAUAUCCUUCGGCUGCUUCAUUUGUGCCACAACAGGAUGGAUGUGCAGACCAGGUUGCGGGUGGUGUUGAUGAUGAAGAACCUCCUCUUAAUGAAGAUGACGACGACGUAGAUGACUUUGAUGACACGCAGCACCUUGUCCUGGCACAGUUUGACAAGAUAACAAGGACAAAGAAUCGCUGGAGGUGCACUUUGAAGGAUGGAAUCAUGCAUUUGAACGGCAGAGAUGUUCUAUUCAGCAAGGCUUCAGGAGAGUUUGAUUUUUGAAUUCAUUUCAUGGUAAUUAAAGAUGAUGUUUUA
Aegilops tauschii subsp. strangulata is the source of this 902-nucleotide messenger RNA. RefSeq lists its product as uncharacterized. Gene Ontology annotation, biological process: transcription initiation at RNA polymerase II promoter; transcription by RNA polymerase II. Lineage: Eukaryota; Viridiplantae; Streptophyta; Magnoliopsida; Poales; Poaceae. Gene Ontology annotation, cellular component: transcription factor TFIIA complex. The record is from RefSeq and is a predicted model, not a curated record.